Monopterus albus (swamp eel) is the source of this 917-nucleotide messenger RNA. RefSeq names its product immediate early response 3 (gene ier3). The transcript has a single exon. Gene Ontology annotation, biological process: negative regulation of apoptotic process. The record is from RefSeq and is a predicted model, not a curated record. NCBI's taxonomy places the organism in Eukaryota, Metazoa, Chordata, Actinopteri, Synbranchiformes, Synbranchidae. Bases 57 to 620 code for a protein of 187 amino acids.
UCCCAGCUCAGAGAGCGCAGCAGAGAAACGAGAGAGCGCGAUAAUAAACUCAGAAAAUGUACACACGAUCCAGCAGCGUGACUCUGACUGUUCACCAGGAGACGUUCGCCUUCUCUAGGCUGGCUCUGCGCAGCACGGAGCCCGAGGUCUUCACCUUCGAGCGGAUACCGGCUCAGGCCACCGCCGUCAGCACCUACGUGCCCAUCCGGCCGAAGAAGCGCUGCACCCGGGUUAUGUACCCCGCUAAAGUGCGCAUGCACCUUCCCCCCCCGGAGAAGAGCCCGGCCAAGCGCUGGCUGGUCAUCCUGUGCCUGGUGGUGCUGUGGCAGGUCUACACCGAGGAGCCCAACACUGAGACGCCUCUGGGCAGCGCGGGCAGUCCGGUCAGCGACUACCAGUCUGUGGAGGAGCAGGCACGGCAGCACGCACUGCUCAGCUCCAGCUCCGAGCUCCUGUCAGCAUCGCCCACCAGAUGUGAGGACAACGGCUCAUCUGGCGACCAGACCAUUCUCAAUACCACCUGCGCCGAGGAGACGGAGACCAGCCGGUCGUUCGAGCAGAGCGCCGGGAACUACGUGGUGGCUCUGCUGGUCUACCACAGACUGGGCAGCGACAACUGAGACUCGGGACUGGUUUAGCUGUAAGCCGCCCGUUUGCGGGCUCCCGGGACAGAAACUGAGCCGAGCUGGUGUCCGGAGAACAGCUGUGUGCCCUGAGCGGCACAGCCAGGGAGGGGGCUUCAUGCGCCAACUUCAGGAAGAAAGAAGAGAGUGUGAACAUUUACAAAAAACUGAAACUUGAACUUAAAAAAACUUGAAUCGCUCUGUGUGAUGGACUAACUGCACUAACUAGUUCUGUCACUGCUGAAGGCCACUGAGCCCAAACUGACAAUGUCUGUUGUUUAAAUGUCUUAUUUA